AUGAUCUGGAAAUAUUUAAAAUCAUGGGUUGAUCCAAAUACGGCAGAGAAAAUUGUGGUGCUCAGUAGCACGGAGGCCUUCUCCGUCCUUAAGGAGCACAUUGAUGACGUGAACAUUCCAACUGCAUUUGGAGGUGGUUUCACCUUUACGCAUGGAAUGCUACCAGAUCUAGAUGACAAUAUCUGGCGGCGAUUCAGCUGGAGGCUACCAAGCCGCUCUCUGCCUCCGGGGCCGAUUAAGUGGACCGAAGAUUUGGACGGUCGGAAAGUGGCACUGGCCGUGGGUGGAGAAGCAGGAUGCAGGAGGACAGAGAUAAUCGCGACAUUGUUCCCUGACGAGGACGAACUUUGA
This is a messenger RNA of Penicillium atrosanguineum, 351 nucleotides long. RefSeq lists its product as uncharacterized. NCBI's taxonomy places the organism in Eukaryota, Fungi, Ascomycota, Eurotiomycetes, Eurotiales, Aspergillaceae. The transcript has a single exon. The record is from RefSeq and is a predicted model, not a curated record. The coding region runs from base 1 to 351 and encodes 116 amino acids.